GCGCCGCUAUCCGCGGGCCCAGGCGAGGCCGGGCGGCCAUGGCCGCGGGGGCGCCCGGGCAGCGGCUGCGCGAGGAGGCCAGGUGCCCCGUGUGCCUGGACUUCCUGCAGGACCCGGUCAGCGUGGACUGCGGCCACAGUUUCUGCCGCGGGUGCGUCUCGGAGCUGUGCGCCAGGGCGGAGGGCGCGCAGGGCGGCGUCCACGCGUGUCCGCAGUGCCGGGCGCCCUUCCGGCCCGCGGGGUUCCGGCCCAACCCGCAGCUGGGCAGCCUGGUGGACGGCGUGCGGCGGCUGGGGCUGGGCGCGGGGCCCGCGGGGGCGCGCCGGUGCGCGCGGCACGGCGAGGACCUGAGCCGCUUCUGCGAGGAGGACCAGGCGGCGCUGUGCCGGGUCUGUGACACCUCCCCGGAGCACAGGAGCCACCGCACGGCGCCGCUGCAGGAGGCCGCCAGGAGCCACCAGGUAAAGCUCCAGCUGGCUCUGGAACUUGUGAGAAAAGAACUAGAAGAGGCUUUGGCUCAAGAGGCCAGUGUGAGGAAGCAGACUGUCAUUUGGAAGGAGAAGGUGGAAAUGCAGAGGCAGCGCUUCAGGUUGGAGUUUGAGAAGCAUCGCGGCUUUCUGGCCCUGGAGGAGCAGCUGCAGCUGAGGCAGCUGGCGGAGGAGGAGCGAGCCGCCCUGCAGAGGCUGCGGGAGAGCAAGAGGCGGCUGGGCCAGCACAGUCAGGCCCUGAGGGAGCUGGCGGAGGAGCUGGAGGACAGGUGCCGGCGCCCAGCCCUGGGUCUGCUGGAGGGUGUGAGAGGAGCCUUGGACAGCCGAUGGCUCUGUGCCUGUCUCAGAAGUAAGGCUGUCACCCGGCGGGAACCAGAGACCGUCCCCCUGGAGCUGAAGACAGUGUGUCGCGUCCCCGGGAUGAGGGAAAUGUUGAAGAAGUUCCAAGUUGACGUGAAGCUGGACCCCGCCACGGCGCAUCCCAUCCUCCUCUUGACCGCCGACCUGCGCGGCGUGCAGGAAGGAGAACUGUGGAGGGACGUGCCCCGCAACCCCGAGCGAUUUGACACGUGGCCCUGUGUCCUGGGUUUGCAGAGCUUCUCAUCAGGGAGGCAUUACUGGGAGGUGGUCGUGGGGGAAGGAGCAGAGUGGGGUUUAGGUGUCUGUCAGGACACGCUGCCGAGGAAGGGGGAAACCGCGCCGUCUCCCGAGCACGGGGUCUGGGCCCUGUGGCUGCUGAAGGGCGGCGAGUACCUGGUCCUCGGCUCCGCACCCGCGCCUCCUCUCCGGCUGGAACCGCCUCGCCGCAUUGGGAUUUUCUUGGACUGCGAAGCCGGUGAAAUCUCAUUUUACAGUGUCUCAAGUGGCUCUUACAUCUACACGUUCAACCCAAUGUUUUCUGGCUUUCUCCGGCCGUAUUUUUUCAUCUGUGACAUGAAUCCUCUUAUCUUGCCACCUAUGACAGAAGCGGAAUCAGGAAAUUGGGCCCCCUCGAGUCGUCCUGACGCUGCUUCUCAGGUUGGAGAUGAUCCUUCCUAGAAUUCUGUUCCCGGGGCCCAGGCUCGGCCUGGCAGAGGUUCCCGCAGCGGAGGGAAGGCCGUAAACACGCCGGGUCCCGGCAGGUGCCCCCAUGUGGGUGAGCACUGUGUUCCCUGCCCUGUGGAAGGUCCCAGGGGACACAGAGAGCAGCUGUGGAGCACGUGCGUGUGGCGGAACCCUGCAGUGUCAUGGCUUUAGAAAUGGGCCCAUCUCAUCUAACUCUAUUUGCAGAUGACGCCACACGCUUUCUUAAUGGCUCUUCCUUCAAAUUAAUGGCCUCCUAUGACACACAGAUUUCUAUGCCUUCAUUACGAUUUCUCAUUCCUUUUGAUACACUUUCACUCCUAGUCUUCCCUAUGUUAAGAAUCAGAAACGGCAGUUCUUACGCUGGUUCAGAAGGGUCUGAUAUUAUCCCAGCGUCAGACCCGCAAUUCUGUUUCUCUUCCUUUUCCUUAUUUUCCUUCUCUUUUCGUUCUCUCCCACCUCUGUCUCUGUCUCUCUGUUUCUCUCUCUCUUUCUUGUUGUGAUUUUUAUGUCUUAUUAUUUAACCUGUCAUUUCCUUCUAAAAUAAAAUAUGGGGAACCAUUUCUUCAUACAUUCACCUUUGCUGUGACUAUACUCAGUUACUUUCUAAAUUCUCUUUAUUCUGGGAUGACUUUUUGAGGAUUAUGAAAUUUAUUCCUCUGAAUCUAAUAUUAGGGAUUUCUGGUCUUUUUCCUUUAUCUUUGGCUACGUUAUUUUUAAUGUAGGGAUUUCUCAGAAUUUUGAGUCAACUAGUCCUUUGACCUAGACAGUUAUUCGUUAUAAGUUAUUAGUCUCUCUCUCAGUCCCAGCUACUUUUCCCAGUUCCUGUAUGUGGAACAGUGACACUGGCCUUACAGAGUUAUGGUAAACAUUUAAGGGCAUAAUUGAUAUUGUUGGUUUAAAUUCAACUUUUCUAUUUAAAUGCAAUAUAAAUGUGAUGAUGAUGAUGGUGAUGAUGAUGAUGAAAUUAUAAAAUUUAACUUAUUUCUAAAGUAUAUUCCGUAACUUUCCUGCAAACUUUCUUAAAAGCCAUUGAAGGCUAACUUUUCUGCCAUCAUUCUCUGUAUCUGUUUCUAAUAAAUAAUUGCAAAACAAAUGUUAAAAUGCUUACUUACUAAAUGCUUCAAUGCUAACCAAAUAUGAAUUAAUGGCAAAAUGCUUAACAUUAUCCUGAUAGUAAUCUGCCAAAGGUUUAAUCCUCUUCUUUAACUUUUGACUGACAUCUUUUACUUACCUUCCAAUCAUAUUAUUAAUGUAGCUUUCUUUCAAGAUUUUUCAAUUGUCUGAUCAUAAGUAAACACUUGCUGUCUCUGUCUCUCAUUUUCAAACAGAGGCUAUAACACGUCCUUCAACCCUGGUGUUGAUAUUUUACCGACCACGCAUGCUCCAGGCCUCUCUGCUGCAUGUCUGGGUGGGGAAAUGGGCUUCAGCUCAGCAGUAGAUCCCUUCCCCAAGGGGAUCCAGAGGGAUCGAGUCCCUGGUUUGAGAUCCCUCAAUCCAUGGGGCUCCAGCCAUUCCCUGGGGCAAGGAAGCCUGGGUGGGAAGGAGACUCCUACAUGUGCCUUUCACUUUCUUCCUAGGAUGAGAAGAGAGCCCCAGGGAUACCCCAUCCCUACCGUGUAACCCGAUGUUCAGCACUCCACCGUCCUCCUUCAAUCUUGUCAUCUCAUUGUGCAUUUUAUUGUGCCUUAUGUCAAUCAUUACACUGAUGUCUGCCUUCAUCCCUCGCAUUCUAAGCUUCAUAAAGCUUUGUGCAUCUCCUACGAUGAUCGCUUCUCCUUCCUUUCCAAUCCCUAGAAGCUUUCCACCAUUCCCUCUGGAAUUCUGCAUCAUUACCUGCAAAAUACUCUGAAUCUGUACUAUUUCCUGACCUUCCCCAUCCUUUCUCCUGAAUGCUAGUCUUUUCUAGUCAACGAUCCGCUUGAUAUCAAAAGAGAUAUUUUAAACUCCAUGUGCCUAUACCUUAACCCUAAAUUUCUCACCAAGUCGCCCUUUUACAAGAACAACCAAAUCAUAGGCCUCUCCGUCUCAGUGGAUGGUAACUGCCUUCUAGCCAUUGCUUGGGCCAAGCAUCGGGCUGACUCCUUUCUCGAUCUUACAGCCCACGUCCAGUCCGUCAGCAAACUCUGCCGGCCCCACCUCCAGAACAUAUCCAGGGUUCGGCCAGCCCUGACCACGCUGCUGCCAGGGCCCUGGUCUGAACUUCUACCCUCCUCCACUGGAUACACGUUCACUUCCUGACGGUGGUCCUGGCCGGGCUCCAGCCCUCCCAUUUCCAUUCACAGCACAGCGAUUGGGUGACCCCUUAGCACCCAAGACAGUGGCACCAUCUCAGCGACCUCCUGUUCAACUUAUAGUCAGAAUCUGCACAGUGAACCCUCAGACCCCAGAGUUCUGAACCUCGAUCCUGUCUCUGGUUCUCUCCUUCUUCUCUUACUUCUCUGUUCGUUCUGCCUCAGCUGCCCUGGCUUCGUGGGUGCUUUGCACCAAACCAGACACUUGACAGCAGAGGGCCUUUCCCCCACCUACGGCUUCUGCUUGAAAUUCCCUUUGCCCUGAUGUCCCCUGGCCUCAUUCCCUUUCCUCCUUUGUGUCUGCUGGAACCCAGCCUCUCAGUGGGCAGCACGCAGCCCAGCCCCCAGAGCCCACCCAGAGCCACCUUCCCACUCCACCUUCCUGGCUAAUGGAGGCUCUGUUUGCUCAUGCAGUGUGUGGCAACUAGUGGAUUACCGUGUUCUCAUAUUUAUUAGGGUUAUUUUUAUUUAUUGAUUUUUUGCCUUUUAAUGGUAGAAUGUAAAGACCAUGAGGGGAGGGAUUGUUGUCAAUCGACAAUGGCAUGUUCAUCGACGUAUCCCAAGCACCAAAAUGUUGGUUUGUGUGUGGUUAUCACUCAAUGCGUAUUUGUUGAAUGAACAGAUGAUUGACUAUUUGGAAAGCAGAAUUAAAUGAUGGACCUGAAAGUGUUUUGUGAUGUUAAUAUAUUGUAGUGAUAUA
Molecule: messenger RNA, 4544 nt
Organism: Lemur catta (Ring-tailed lemur)
Lineage: Eukaryota; Metazoa; Chordata; Mammalia; Primates; Lemuridae
Product: E3 ubiquitin-protein ligase TRIM58-like
Exons: 6
Coding region: 39-1526 (495 amino acids)
Molecular function (GO): zinc ion binding; protein binding
Source: RefSeq, a predicted model, not a curated record